Molecule: messenger RNA, 1002 nt
Organism: Ceratina calcarata
Lineage: Eukaryota; Metazoa; Arthropoda; Insecta; Hymenoptera; Apidae
Product: RCC1 and BTB domain-containing protein 1-like
Exons: 7
Coding region: 1-1002 (333 amino acids)
Molecular function (GO): protein binding
Source: RefSeq, a predicted model, not a curated record
AUGAUACCGUGCGAUUUGAGGAAGUGGUCAGUUUUUGGUUCCUUGGAAUUAAACUUCAUCUCAAAGAUUCAUAUGGCUAUCGUGUUUGGUUCCGACUGUGGAGAAGCUUUAGUUGCAACAAAGGAUAAAAUGGUGUAUGGAAUAAGAAACGUCUACAGUCAUCUUUCUUGUGAGAGUAUUGAUCAGAGCACUGUUUCUCCCCAGGAAGUUGAUGCAUUGUGUGGAAAGGACAUAAAAACUUUUGCUAAAGGCCAAAAAUUUAUUUUGGCUCUGACUGAGGAGGGAGAGAACAUGAGUGUAGCGAUGAGUGACACUAAUCGAAUAUUUAUAUGGGGCUAUUGUGUGGAUAAGGAUAUUAAUGUCCCAACCCUUACUUCUUUAAGAUGUUUACAAGAUUCUUUCGCAUUUUACAGCAGUGAAAUAUACUGUCAUUUGUUAAUUGUCAAUGAUGAAAAAGAAACGAAUGUAAUGGAUAGCAUGGAAGAAGCUUUCGAUGAUGCAAGUACCAGCGAUUUAAUUAUUCAAGUACAUGGGAAACCAAUUCACGUACACAAAGUGGUACUGAAAAUACGGUCUCAUUAUUUUAGGACCAUGUUUCAAGAGCACUGGACGGAAAACAGUCAAAGUGUUAUAAAGCACGAACAAUAUUCCUACGACGUGUACAAAAGUUUUUUAAAAUAUUUGUACACUAACGAAGUCGCGGACCUACCUCAAGAAGAUGCAUUAGAACUUUCAAUCCUAGCUGAGGCCUAUUCCGAGGAUCUAUUAAAAAGACGAUGUCUGCAGAUGAUAAGAAAUAAGAUUACAGUAGAAAAUGUACUAUUGUUUUAUGAUGCAAGUAUGAAACACAAUUUCAAGGAGUUAGAAGAGUACUGCUUUAAAUUUGCAACAUACCAUUUAACCGAUGUGGCACAAACAGCAAGUUUUGCCGAACUAAAUGAAAGCUGUAUAAAAACUUUCAUCACUGAAGCUGCCAAAGCGGGCAUUUUUAAUGUAGAAUGA